Messenger RNA from Alnus glutinosa, 878 nucleotides. RefSeq lists its product as uncharacterized. The coding region runs from base 235 to 597 and encodes 120 amino acids. Gene Ontology annotation, cellular component: membrane; endoplasmic reticulum; EMC complex. The transcript has 5 exons. Gene Ontology annotation, biological process: protein folding in endoplasmic reticulum; autophagosome assembly. The record is from RefSeq and is a predicted model, not a curated record. NCBI's taxonomy places the organism in Eukaryota, Viridiplantae, Streptophyta, Magnoliopsida, Fagales, Betulaceae.
GCAAUCCUAACGAAGGCUAAUUCCGACAUUUCCAAGACAAAUAUAAUUCUAUAUACGUAGGCAACUCUGGACCGUUGGAUGGUAUCAGCUACUACUCCAUUCGGAAUCGCUGUUGACAUCUUUGAGCUUUGUUGAGCCGUGAAAGAGAGAAGCCCUCCGUCCGUCUUUCCAAGAUCUCAAUCACACACCAGCGACCCCAAAAAUUUGUUAUCCUAUUACACAUAAGUAGAAGGCAUGGCGGGGCAUAAUGAUUCAGUUGCAGCAGAGAAGAAAUCUAGUGAGGCUACAAAUGAUAUACCAACCUUCAAUGCUGAGAAUCUGCAAAGUAACAUGAAAAUUAUUUAUUACAGCCGGACUUUUCUGUCUAUCAUUGGUGGUGUGAUUGCUGGAAUUUUGGGAUUCACCAGCUUGACUGGGUUCAUCUUUUAUUUCCUUGUCAUGGCAAUCACUUCAGUUGGGCUAGUAGCAAAGGCAGGGUUUUCAAUUCAUUCGUACUUCAAUAGCUGGAACCAAGUUAUACUUGAUGGAUUUUUUGGUGGGCUUAUGUCAUUCGUGCUAUUCUGGACAUUUGCCUAUGACAUGGUGCACAUAUUCUGAUGGAUUUAUGGCUACGUGUUGAAUGGAAGGAAAGCUGUGAUGCUGCUCGCUGUGAUGUAUGUACAUUCCUCUGGGAUUUGGAAAUAGCUUGGGCUAUACUAUUAUGUGGUUUACUUUUGUCUACCCUCUCUUUCAUUUCUCCUUUAUAGUUUUCCAUAAAUACCAUUUGGCUUGGAGGGAAAUUUUGUAUGAAAGCCUGCUUUUGCAGGUUGGAGGCAACUUUUUUUCAUAGCUUAAUAUAACUUGAGACAAGAGCACUUUAAGGUUUGACGUCGCUUGAA